Haplochromis burtoni (Burton's mouthbrooder) is the source of this 4352-nucleotide messenger RNA. RefSeq names its product SRY-box transcription factor 7 (gene sox7). Gene Ontology annotation, molecular function: RNA polymerase II cis-regulatory region sequence-specific DNA binding; DNA-binding transcription factor activity, RNA polymerase II-specific. Gene Ontology annotation, biological process: cell differentiation; anatomical structure morphogenesis; regulation of DNA-templated transcription. NCBI's taxonomy places the organism in Eukaryota, Metazoa, Chordata, Actinopteri, Cichliformes, Cichlidae. The transcript has 3 exons. Bases 137 to 1588 code for a protein of 483 amino acids. The record is from RefSeq and is a predicted model, not a curated record.
AUCAAACGGUGAUCAGUAGCUCGAAAGAAUCAUGAAUUACUUUUAUGAGUUGACCUAUCUCUUAAAUGGGAUAUCUGUCAGAGGAAGAAAGUGCUGUUUUGUAGAGAGGCGAGUUUAAAGAGUUGGUAGUGUUGAAAUGUUGCGCGCUCUCUCUCUCUUCCCUUCCACGGGGCGCAACUUACAAUCAAGGAGGAGCCGAGAGUCCUGCGGGGUUUUCUCCUGGAACCUGCUAGUCAAAUAUAAAGCGCUUCCUCCCAUCCACCAGGAAAGACUGAACCAUAACUCAGAAGAGGAGCCGCUGCCUGAGCACAUCUGUGCUUUCUCCCAAAUCCGUAGCGAUCCAUUUGCAGAGGAGAGCGCGCAGAUGGCUGCUCUCAUCAGCGCGUACUCGUCGUGGCCGGAGUCCUUCGAGUGUCCUCCGGGAGACGGAGACGGAGCCGACGGGCAUGGUCCUCACAGGAAUGCCGGGGAAAAGGCGCCGGAGCCGCGGAUCAGACGACCCAUGAACGCGUUCAUGGUUUGGGCCAAAGAUGAGCGCAAACGGCUGGCGAUUCAAAAUCCUGACCUGCACAAUGCCGAGCUCAGCAAAAUGUUGGGCAAGUCAUGGAAGGCCCUCACUCCCCCUCAGAAGAGGCCCUAUGUUGAGGAAGCAGAGAGGCUUCGGGUGCAGCACAUGCAGGACUACCCCAACUACAAGUACCGGCCUCGCCGGAAGAAACAGCUGAAACGCAUCUGCAAGCGAGUCGACCCUGGGUUCCUCCUGAGCGGGCUGGCUCCUGACCACAGCACUCUGCCAGAUCAACGAGCCCUCUGCCACCCCCUCGACAAAGACGAGGGCAGCCCUAAUGGAGCCGUCACCAGCUUUUCCAGCUCCAGCCCUGCUCUCCCCAGCGUCAGAAGCUUCAGAGACCCGGCUGGCUCCAACAGCAGCUUCGACACCUACCCUUACGGCCUGCCCACCCCUCCUGAGAUGUCCCCGUUAGAUGCGGUGGACCACGAGCAAAUACCCCCCUCUUAUUACUCAACAUCUAGUAGCUCCUCUGUUUCCUGUUCUUCCUCAGUCUCCUGUCCAGACGAGCACCACCAGAAUCAGACACACAUGGGCAGCCCGCCCCCUUACCACUCUGAUUACACUCACGCCCAGAUUCACUGUGGGGGCUCACACUUAGGUCACAUCUCUCACAUGUCCCAAACUGGAGGCGGCAGUGGACUGAUCCCUGGCCCACCCCUGUCUUUUUACAGCUCCCCACCUUUCCCCCAGAUUCACCACGGGGUCCACCAGGGCCACCUGGGUCAGCUGUCCCCCCCACCAGAGACACAAGGUCACCUGGAGACUCUAGACCAGCUGAGCCAAGCUGAGCUUCUCGGUGAAGUGGACCGCAAUGAGUUUGACCAGUACCUGAACUCUACCGCGAGCGGCUUCCACCCGGAGCAGGGCAGCGGCAUGACCGUUACAGGACACAUCCAGGUGGCAUCUGCCGCCACCACUUCUGCCACUACGUGUCCCAGCAGCUCCACAGAAACCAGCCUCAUUUCCGUGCUAGCAGACGCGACGGCGGCCUACUACAACAACUAUGGCAUCUCAUAAGCGUGGUCACAACUCCUAUUGAAUGCGUGACUGAUCAAAGACACUACAAAGGUUGAAGAAAUUUAGGACGAUGUUGCACUUGGGUGCUGAUAAAAGGGAAACCCUUAGCAUCUAAGGGCAAAUGAAUCCAACCAUGAUUAAAAACUGAACUGAUUACAGAGCAAUAUGAUUGUCUGGAGCCAGGGAAAGAACAAAGAGCAAUUGGAGGACUGUGAAGAGAAGGAGAUGGACACCUCAGGGAUGCAGACACAAAACACUUACAGUAUGCCACCUCCAGUUGUCAUGAAAUCUCUAAACCAGUAAAACAGUCGGAAAAAAAAGAAAGACAAAAGACUUGUUUGUCCACUUGUAAAUGUCACCAGUUACUGUUGCCAGCGAGUCAUGUACAGAUGCUAUUUAGAAGCUAAUUUAAGUCCUUUGAUGUUUUGCAUAAAUGCUAACUGUAAUGCUCUUAUCAGCGCUUUCCAUUCGAAUGUUUGUAUCAUGUUCCUGCUCUCAUUAGUUUGGGAGUCUUACCUCAGUAGUUGUAAUUGAAUGAGGUUUUAGUUUGGACAUUUCUUAUGCAAUUUAACAAAGUGAUGUAUAUGAUGAUGACAGAAAGGCGUUUAUACUUCUUCUCAAGUACUUAAUAAUAUAUAAUCGACCUCUACAAUGAAAAAUAAUAAUGCUAACUGUAACUGUAUGCUGAUUUAGGUUUGUGAAAGACAAUAAUUUAAAAAUAAAGGUCAAUUUUUAUAUUAAGGCUGCUUGGAUAAUGAGCCUGCAGAUUUUUAAAAGGCACAAUUUUGAGCAUCUCUUAUAAACAGGAGAUUCAUAUCUGACCUGGGGAAGGUAAGUUCAGGCAGUGCUAGUUAAGUCCUAAUAAAUACAUUUAGAUUUCUAAAUAAAAAAAAAACUGAGGAUAGCAGGAGUCCUGCUAGUCUCCAUGAACAAAUCGGGGAGGCGGGGGGAGAAAGAUCACAUCCAUCUUUGAAUUGAGUGUCACACCGUGUAUUCUUCUAUUUCAGGCUCUGUCUAGCUGUGAGAGGCCCAUUCUACACACCCACUCCCCUGCUGGCUUUUUCCACCCUACAUCAUCUUUCUCCAUCCGUCUCCUCUCGCUUUCAUUUCAUCCCGGUUCAGAGGAUUAGUGUAAAACAGGCACAUUCGUCGGCGCCCGCCUCCAUCUCAACCAUCCUUUGUUUUCCUAUAGUCUUAUUCUGGGUGCCAUUCUUCGGCACGCUGGACCCCCUCCUUCUACACCCACCCCCUCACCCCACGUUAUAUCUUGCUGAUGCAGACCUUUCGUAAUCUGUGGAAAAAAUAAGUAAAAAAAAUUACUGUUUUACCUUCCCCCCCACCUCCAAACUCUCCACUCCUCCCCUUCUCAACCUCUCUGUUCUCUUGAAUUUUUCUUUUUUCGAUAAAAGGAAUUCAGGGGGCUUUUGACAAAUCCUGGAGUCUGGCUGGUCUUCCUGCAUUUUUUGGGAAUGGUUGAGUCGUGCUUCUUGUAAAGAGGAUGUGGCGGAGGAGCGGUGUUUCCUGACUGAUAAGGGAAAAGCCUCUCUCCGUCAGGAUGUUUGGGCCUGGCUGGGCCCUGCAUUAAAGAGUCAGAGUGAGGGAAGGGAACCCGCUGUUCAGCAGCAGGAGGAAACGGUGCCGUGUUGAUUAGCAUCUUACUUAUCCACUAUUUUUCGGGGAAAGUCUCUGUCAACCUGGCCUAUUGUACCUUGACCACAAACAUAAAGACACAUCACACAAACAUACACAAUAAUGAGCUUAAAGCAGGUUUGUUAUCCUGAAAACAACAGUUGUAGUGAGCACACACACUAACUCUGACCCCUAUAGUUACCCACAGUCAACCACAAUUGUGUAUUUUCUGACACAGCUCAUGGCAGAUGUGAUAAAACGCGCCAGAAUGACAACAUUCAUCAUAUACUCGUCUUUGCAGCCGGCUGGUAUUGGUGUUCAUUUCUCUGAGGUUACAUCAUUACCCUCUGUAGCUGCAGGGUUUAAAACUCUGUGGAGGGUCAAUAUGCACGCAACCAUAUUCUGAUUGUCGGACGGGUGGUGCCCCAGGCAUUUAAGGUGAGAAGGGAAUCGCUGAUGGGGCAUCAGCCUCACAAGUGUCAAGGUCAGCUCGGGGUGCUAGUGCAGACUCCCUUGGUAAAGAUGACCAGCAAUGUCUCAACAAUCAAAUCCACCACCUCAGGGUAGGACGCCGUGACAAGGACAAAAACGCAAGCAUCAACUGAGUAUCAUCUGACAUAAAUUACAGAACAAAGCAGAAGUUUGUUCAGAAUGAAGGAGGCUGUUUUUUUCAGUGGUAGUAGAUUUCAGCAACAGCUAAAGGGCCUAAUAAUAUACACACAUAAAUAUACAUGAAGUAGUUUUCCUAAAUUACAGACACAGUCCUGGCUUUUUAUUAUUAUACAAUACCUUUUUCUAAUUAAUAUUUUUUUUCAAUGCUUUAUUUAGCUGUUAUCAUUUAAAACAGGAAUGUCAAACUCAUUUUACAUUGUAGGUCAUGUACAGCCAACUUUGAUCUUAAGUGAGCCAGAGCAGUAAAACUCCUGUUUCUGUCAGUGCAGAGAAGUUUAACUAAACGUUUAAUCAUUGAAAAAGAAAAGAACAACAAUUUCAAGAAAAACAUCUGUCUUUUUCCACAUGAUAAAGAAGUGCUGCUUUGGGCUUAACUUGUAAGAAAUACAUGUGUAAAAUUACUCUCCAGCAGUUAUAAAACAAAAACUGUUUUUUAUUUGACAGAAUGUGCCCUUUUUGGGUU